Messenger RNA from Bicyclus anynana (squinting bush brown), 3485 nucleotides. It is a transcript of the gene Rab26, whose product is annotated as ras-related protein Rab-37. Gene Ontology annotation, cellular component: synaptic vesicle; trans-Golgi network transport vesicle; plasma membrane. Bases 316 to 1164 code for a protein of 282 amino acids. Lineage: Eukaryota; Metazoa; Arthropoda; Insecta; Lepidoptera; Nymphalidae. Gene Ontology annotation, molecular function: GTPase activity; GTP binding. The record is from RefSeq and is a predicted model, not a curated record. Gene Ontology annotation, biological process: protein secretion; Golgi vesicle fusion to target membrane; regulation of exocytosis. The transcript is spliced from 7 exons.
UAUGCCCUACAUUCAGACUUUUCGCGUGAUAACCUCAAAAACGUGAGUUUCUGUGGAAAGGGCCAUGUUUUUGUGUGAUAAGCGCAUUUCCUCGUAUAAAUAGUGUUUAUUGUGUGUUUUUUACAUUUAUUUCGUGUUUAUAUGGUUAAAGUUUUCCGUGGAAACUGUGCGCGAGCUUUCCAGUGUAGUUUUUCGUGUCACCCGGUCAAAUAACGUAAGAAUGUGGCGUGAUGUGUUCGUAUUAUUGCACGGUUAUUUAUGAUAGCGUGAAAUUGCCUUGACGUAAAUGAGUUACGAUUGUGGACCCGAACAGCUAUGAGCCACGUGGGUACAGACGACAGCAUGAGCGACGACGUGUUCGAGGACGACACGCUGCGCGCGCCCGCCGUCCGCAGCACGCCUUCUCCCACCGGCUACCGGGACUACCGGCCCGAGUCCCCGGCGCGGACCGUCAUUGAUGACGACGUGCCUAUACACAAGACAAUUCUUCUCGGCGACAGUGGAGUAGGAAAAACGUCGCUUCUCGUGCAAUUUGAGACUGGAAAAUUUCAAGCCGGCAACUUUUCUGCAACAGUCGGCAUCGGGUUCACUGUGAUGCUACUCGGUGACAGCGGCGUCGGGAAGACGUGCAUGCUCGUACGCUUCCGGGACGGCACUUUCCUCGCCGGCAAUUACAUUUCCACCGUGGGAAUCGACUUCCGGAAUAAAGUAGUUACCGUCGACGGCAUCAAGGUAAAGCUUCAAAUUUGGGACACCGCAGGACAGGAGCGCUUUCGUAGCGUCACUCACGCAUAUUACAGAGACGCACAUGCUCUUCUCCUUCUGUACGAUGUAACUAACAAGACAAGCUUCGACAACAUACGAGCCUGGCUGGGCGAGAUCCGGGAGUAUGCACAAGACGACGUUGUCAUAAUGCUACUAGGAAACAAGUCAGACAGCGGGCUAGAGCGGGCGGUGAGGCGCGAGGAGGGGCAGCGCUUGGCGAGAGAGUACCAAGUCGCGUUUAUGGAGACCUCGGCGAAAACCGGCCUCAACGUCGAAGCCGCUUUUGCCCACGUAGCGCGCGCUCUCGUCGCGAAAGCGAAUCCCGUCGACCCCUCGCGGUUAGCGGUGCGCGCGCAUCCGACACAGGAGCAACGGUCCUCGUGUCCGCCAUGUUCGUAGAUUACGCGCCAACUUUCAAUUUUCGAACGUGUUCGUGGACCAAUGGUCAUGCUCAUGACAAUUUGAUACUUAUCAGAGAUUUUUAUGAAAUUUACACAGUAUGUCAACAUAAUUAGGUACAUAGUACCUACCUAACAUUAUUUAUGUGAUGACGAGAGACGAUAAUACCCAUGUAACUCAAAUCAACCAAUAAAAUUAAUUUCUAGGCAGUUUAUUUUUAUUCUUUUGCAAUGUUUCCUACUAUUAGAUGCUACAACAGUUCUUUAGAUUAAUUGUUGUAAAAUAAGUAUACUUACCUAAUUACCUACCAAAGAUUCCCAUCCAACUAUAUUUUUGAGUUUUAAUAGAGACAUACAAGUACAUUCAUAAUAUAAAUAAAAAUGUAUUUUAAUAGAAAAAAAAACAGAAGUAUCUAAGACAUAAAAUAUGGCAAACAAAUGUUAUUCAUACGAGUAGUAAAUAAAAUAAUAAUUUGUAUUAUAAAGAUAUCAACCGAUGGCAAGUUGUGAAUAGCACAAAAUGUUAAGUAAAAUAGGUAAAUAUCACUAAUGUUAAGGCUGAAAAAGUUGCACAAAAUUUGGAUUUUUUAAAAAUAAACAUUAUUUUGUGACCUACUUUAUAAAUGUUCUACUAUCGCCAAAUUAUAACUUUUGAACGCGUAUAUACCCCUUACCCAAAUAGGUUAACCCCUUUUAGUCUAUACAAUGUUUAGCUAUCUGUCUUUUAUCUUUUUAUUCCAAACUCUUCUAUUUAUCUCUUAUUUUCUUCUUUUACCCGAAAGUUCUCAAUUAGACGCGUAUGUUGUUUUUAUUUUUGUUUUCUACCUCAUAACUUCGUCAUUUAUAAACAAAUUUUGAAAAUUAUUUUCAUUCAUUGAUGGUUGGACUUUAAUCUGCAGUCAUUCUAAUUUUAAGAAAGCGCAAGUUUUGGUGACUAAAAGGAAACAUGUAUUUAGAUAUUUGUAUGAAAAUCAAUUGUUGAAUGCUUGUAAUAAGGCCCUGCGAAUUUGUAUCGUAUCGGCAGGAUGAUUUUGUAUUUAUAUAGAGAUAUUUGGUACUUACAUUAUUGUAAUUUAUGGAUGGUAGUUAUACUAUUCGUUAGAUGUAGAUAGUGCGUAUUAUACUUAAAUUACAUGAUUAUCGUGUAUUAUUUACAUAUAAAAAUAAAAUAUCUAUAAUAUUGUAUUUCUAUAAGUACAUGAAUUUAGUGCAAGUAAAUCUUUUAUGUGCCUAUUUUGUUUAUUAAGGUGACACCAAGUACGUAUAAUUAAAAUACUUUGGGCAAUAAAAUUAAAGAUAAUCUAUCUUGAGCACGUUGGAUUUUUAGCUGCUGAGACUUAGGUAGCUAGCUUUCAUCUUGUGCUUAUUAAGAGUUAUAUUAUUAUAUCAGUACAUACAUAAUACAUAUACAUAUAAAUAUAUUUAUAUAUAAUUGUUUUGUAUGUAUUACUCGUAAGAUUAAGUAAUGUUAGAAUGUUAUAAAAUUACAAUACAGUCUAUUUUUAACGUAAAUCAUAUUUUAAGUAGGUAACUAAAAUAUGAUUUACGAUACUAAAAUUCACUAAAAUUCAUUGUUUAUCAGCAGCAAGUAGUUUAAACAAACCAAUUCGACCGUUUAGACGGAUCACCACAAGAAUGAACCAGUCACCUAUUCCGCCAGCACUUGGCCUCCCACUACUCCACACGUAACUCACGGAACGCUUCUACUAUCUAACUAUCUCGGCUCGUGAGGACCCAAGCCGACUGUUCUAAUGACUCACUUGCCCGACACGCGGAUGACUAAAAACGACAUGACCGGGUUACCUAUUACAAAAUUUCAGCCUUCGCUACUGGUGUUUAUGUAUAUUUAGAUAAUAUUUAUGAUACCUAUCAAUCAAUAUUUAGAAACAAAAAAAAAUCAAUGGAGUUUUUAAGAAAAUUACUAUUCAACAUUUGAACUGUAACAUGAAAAAAUGCGAAGACAAUAUUUUGCUUAGAAUGAAAAUUAUGUCCACAAGAGUAUCUAUGGUCCACACAAAUGGAAACAUUUUUUACUGUUACUCUAUUUCACCAAUUUCAUUAUCUACCUACUUUAUAAAUUUAGUGAACGGUAUCUACGCGUACAAAAUCAUACCACAAAUAAUAAUGAAAUAUUGGUGCCUAACUUUUGGGAGUAGGUACCUACGCCAAAUUGUAUUUAUAGUGGCGUCACUUAUCUAUACGUUAGGUUGGCAUUACCUGCUGUCAGCUCCUAUCAUAUUUUUUUUUAUAAAAUAUUUUUUUUAUAUAAAAUCACUACACUCUGGCUAUUGCAGGCUUUCUAUCCACUACAUGAAAAUAUUA